Molecule: messenger RNA, 2337 nt
Organism: Dermacentor albipictus
Lineage: Eukaryota; Metazoa; Arthropoda; Arachnida; Ixodida; Ixodidae
Product: transportin-1-like
Biological process (GO): protein import into nucleus
Cellular component (GO): nucleus; cytoplasm
Molecular function (GO): nuclear import signal receptor activity
Source: RefSeq, a predicted model, not a curated record
AUGGACCUAACGAGCUGCUGCCGUUACUUGCGAUUCCCGUUUGUGAAGAAGAGCGGUCCGUUGUCUUCACCGUGGGAGCCGCAAGAGGAACGGCUUCAGCAAAUCUUGCAGCUGCUGAGGGAUUCGCUGUCUCCUGAUGAAGCGACGAUGCUAACGGCCCGGCAGGAGAUCAAGAAGGUGAGCGAAAUUCCCGACUUCAGGAACUAUCUGGUAUUCAUCCUGACAACGUUGAAGUUCGAGAAUGAGCGGUUGCCAAAACAAAGCGGAUUAAUGUUGGAUAAAGAUGUGAUUGCCGACUCUGGCAUCGUUCGCCGGCAUGUGAGCGACUCCACCAAGACCAGCUUGGAAAGUGUGGGUGACCCCUUGACGGUCAUCGUAGCUGCCUUGGGCUUCUUCAUCAUUACUGACACAACGGUUGAGCUCGCAAGGUGGCCUGAAUUGCUUCCGCGGCUCGGCGAGCUCCUAGACUCGAAGGACGACAGAGUCUGCGAAGGUUCUUUCGGUGCGCUGCACAAGAUUUGUCGGGACUGUGCUGAUGAGCUGGUUAAAGGGGCACUGAAAGAUCAGCUCACUGUUCUUGUGCCCAGGUUUCUGCACUAUUUUCGGCACAACAACCCUCGGAUCCGGUUUUGCGCCAUCACUGUCAUCAGCCUAUUAUUCAUCAACCGCACAGAGGCAGUGAUGGUCCACUCAGACUCUGCUGUUACGAGUUUACUGCAGUUAAUGCAUGAUGAAGACUCCGAAGUACAGAAAACCAUGUGUCGUUCUCUAAUAGCAGUGCUGGAAUAUCACAUCGACUGUCUCAUCCCUCAUAUGCGCAGCAUCGUUGAGUACCUCAUGGUCAAGAUGCAAGAUGUGGACGGAAGCAUUGCUCUGGCAGCUUGCAGGGCAUUAGCCUUUCUAACGGCGAAGACAGUCUGCAAGGAAGCACUGGCGCCAUAUUUCUCACGCCUUGUCCCCAUUUUAGUCCAAAAAAUGAAGUACUCAGACUCUGACAUCAGUACACUCAAGGAAGACGUACGAAGUAUCCGGCCUACGCUUGGGCUGAUGAAAAAAGCAACAGACGGCAAGUUCGGUGGAUGUUCUGUGACAAGCGAAAAACUUGGCGAUGAAAACAUCUUCUACAAGUGGAAUAUAAGGAAUUGCUCAGCGGAUGCGUUGAACGGGAUAGCCAUCUUGUUCAACGAGCAAGUUUUUCACCUGCUAGUGCCUUCCCUUAAGGAGAUGUUACAGAAGGACUGGGUGAUUAAGGAAUCGGCCAUUUUCGUCCUUGGGGUCAUCGCUCAUGGUUGCAUGGAAGGCAUGACCCAGUAUCUAGAGGACCUGAUCACCUACUUUCUUUACUGUCUUAGAGACGUCAAGGCCCCUGUGCGGUCGACCGCCUGCUGGACCCUGAGCCGUUACUCCCAGUGGCUGUUGAACCAGCCACACCAUCGCUACUUCGAGCCAGUGGUGAACCAGGUACUGGAGCGGAUCCUGGACGACAGCGAAAUGGUCCAAGAAGUUGCGUGCACCGCCCUUAACAACCUAGCAAAGAAAGCCAACACAAAACUCGUGCCAUACCUCAACUCCAUUUUGGACACGAUCUACUGUAGCUUGAACAAGUACAGACGUCAACAUUUUUAUAUGCUGUACAAUGCAAUAAGAACGCUGGCAGACUGCGUAGGACCAGAACUCAACAGGCAUGAAUUCAUUUCAUUUUUCAUGAAACCACUGACCGAGGAGUGGGAUGAGAUGGCAGACUCUGAGAUCAAUCAAUUUUAUCUGCUACGGUGUCUGUGUAGUGUGGCUACCGCAGUUAAAUCUGAAUUCUUGCCUUACUACGUGCCCGUGGCAAACAGGUGUCUCCGCCUCGUGCAACUGGGGAGGAAAGGCUUCUUCGUCAAAGCAAUCGAUCUGAGGUACUCGUAUAGCCCGGAAAAACCCUUUGUUGUUGCGGCACUGGAAACGCUCAGCGGACUGGCGGAAGGUUUGGGAAACGACAUUGCGCCUCUUGUCACGGAUAGCAACAUCCUUGAGCUCAUGUUCCAGUGUGGGAAGGACUCGGUGCCUGAAGUGCGUCAGGCCACAUUUUCCCUUCUUGGAAUGCUCACCAAAAGCUGCGUGCAACAUACGAUGUACACUUCGUGCUCGUUCUUUCCUAUACUCGGUGAGAACUUGAACCCAGAGAUCAUACCAGUGUGCAAUAAUGCGACCUGGGCAAUCAGCCAGAUAGCCAUCAGAGAAGCCAUGCCUCUCCGCUCGUUCACGGGCCCUCUGGACAGCCAGGAGCUGGACGUCUUGUUUCAGGUCUGUGAUGGCCUUCCUCCAGUCUUCUUCUCGAUCAAAAUCCUGUAA